Leucoraja erinaceus (little skate) is the source of this 1904-nucleotide messenger RNA. RefSeq names its product akt interacting protein (gene aktip). NCBI's taxonomy places the organism in Eukaryota, Metazoa, Chordata, Chondrichthyes, Rajiformes, Rajidae. The record is from RefSeq and is a predicted model, not a curated record. The transcript has 10 exons. The coding region runs from base 190 to 1071 and encodes 293 amino acids.
AGUGAGGGCGGGACAUCCUGCGCGGGGCGGAACUUCCGCCGCGGGGAGGGACGUCGGCCGCGGCUGUGUUUUAAUGGGCAUCGGCGAGCGCUGGAGGAUGCGGGCGAGUCGGCGGUGUGAGCGGUUUACAGGGAUUUAAAGUUGAGGAAAAAGCUAAAGUGUACGUUUGGCUUGGUGGUGGUGCAAGUAAUGAACCCUUUCUGGAGCAUGUCUACAAGUUCUGCUCGAAAGAAAUCUGACAGUGAAGAAAGAAGUGCAUCUGGUGAACAGAAGACGAGUCCACCAAGGUCUUCAGCAACCAAGAAACAGUUGCCCUCUAUACCAAAAAAUGCCAUUCCUGUAACUAAACCGAUAUCUCCUAUCACAUCUACACAGUCAACAAAUGGUACACAUGCUUCUUAUGGUCCGUUCUACCUAGAAUAUUCACUCCUUGCUGAAUUUACCUUAGUUGUAAAGCAAAAACUGCCUGGUGUGUACAUACAACCUUCCUAUGGCUCCGCAUUAAUGUGGUUUGGAGUGAUUUUCAUUAGACAUGGGUUAUACCAGGAUGGCGUUUUUAAAUUUACGAUUUACAUCCCUGACAACUAUCCAGAUGGCGAUUGUCCUCGCUUGAUAUUUGAUAUACCAGUCUUCCAUCCAUUAGUCGAUCCAACGACAGGAGAAUUAGAUGUAAAGAGAGCAUUCACAAAAUGGAGGCGAAAUCAUAAUCAUAUCUGGCAGGUGUUGAUGUAUGCCCGCCGGGUGUUCUACAAGAUUGAUACAGUUAAUCCCUUAAACCCUGAAGCUGCAGUACUAUAUGAAAAAGACAUUCAUUUAUUCAAAGGAAAAGUAAUUGAUAGUGUGAAACUAUGCAAUAGUCAUCUUUUUGAUCAACCUACAAUGGAUGACCCUUAUGCAAUUAGCUUUUCACCCUGGAAUCCAGCAGUGCACGAAGAAGCCAGAGAGAAGAUGUUAUCUCAAAAGAGGAAGCCUGAAGAUCAGAUGAAAAGCAUGCACGUGUCUGGUCUUUCCUGGGUCAAACCCGGUUCAACGCAGCCUUUCAGCAAGGAUGAAAACACUGCACAAACCUAGUACAUCUUAUCAACGGCACACCAGGCACUUUCUACCCAUUGAGGCAUAAUGGACGGUUAAUUGAGAUGUAAUUGUUUUGUGUUGGGGCAGAAGUUGGACUUUUUAGCAGUGACAGUUUAAGAACAAAACUGCAGAAGAUGGUGUUUCCUGACGCAUAAAUUAUAAAAUUUUAAUUUUUUUUUGUUUGAAUUCAACUUUUAACAAAGUUUGUAAGACUUGGAUUUUUUUGGAGACCUCUACUACCUAGGUAAUUUUGGCAAUACAACUAUCAAUUAUGUUGAGAUGGUUAAACUGAAUUGCGUGGUUCUUUCAUAAAGACGUCACCCUUUUUGUAAUACUGCCAUUAUGAUGUAGAAAUGUUUUUCAUGUUUCGGGGCUGGCCACUGGAGAUUUGUGAUUUUGAGUUUAGACAUUGAGUAAUCAUUCAGAUCAACCACGUUUUUGCAUAGUGUAUGACUUUUCCAUUUUCAUAAAGUCACAAUUGAGUUUUCUAAAUGUAAAUAUUAGCAUAUAAAUUUUGUAAAUAGCAUUUUUGACCCUAUAGUUAGCACUUUGAGAUGAAAUGGUGCUGAAAAUGACAUCAGUUCAUUGGAUGAUACAUUUGGUAGGUUGAUCUGUUGAAGGAACAGAGUGCUUUCGGUGAGCCAGAAGCUUGGUAAUUUUGGUGGUCUUGGCCCCAUUUUCAUGUUCUGAUAUCUUGUGCAAUAAAACAGCUCGUUGUGUUCUAAAAGUGCUGUUUACUUGCAGUGGGGUCUAUUAAAAGGUGAAAUAGCUGCAAGCCAAGCAACUGAUGUCAUGGCUUGAACUUUAAAAUAAAAACAAACGAACUGCAA